Molecule: messenger RNA, 804 nt
Organism: Ichthyophthirius multifiliis
Lineage: Eukaryota; Ciliophora; Oligohymenophorea; Hymenostomatida
Product: ser thr protein phosphatase family protein, putative
Exons: 4
Biological process (GO): peptidyl-serine dephosphorylation
Cellular component (GO): cytoplasm
Molecular function (GO): protein serine/threonine phosphatase activity
Source: RefSeq, a predicted model, not a curated record
AUGCAAAAUAUUGACGAAUAUUUAUCACUAUUAAAAGAAGGAAAAUGUUUAACUGAAAGAGAUUUGCGUAUGGUAUGUGAAAAAAUAAAGGAAUUAUUAAUGGAAGAAUCGAAUGUAUAACCAGUUAGAGCUCCUGUUACUAUAUGUGGUGACAUUCAUGGUUAAUUUUACGAUUUAUUAGAGUUAUUUAGAGUAGGUGGUCAAAUUCCUGAUACAAAUUAUAUUUUUAUAGGUGAUUUUGUUGAUAGAGGUUAUAAUUCAGUCGAAACAUUUGAAUAUUUGAUGUGUUUAAAAAUAAAAUACCCUCAAAAUAUAACAUUAUUAAGAGGUAAUCAUGAAACAAGAUAAAUAACAUAAGUUUACGGAUUUUUAGAUGAAAUAGUGCGAAAAUACGGCAAUUAAAAUCCUUGGAAAUAUUGCACUGAUGAAGUAGAAGUACCACAUGAUGGCCCAUUUUGUGAUUUAAUGUGGAGCGAUCCGGAAGAUAUUACUACUUGGGCCAUUAAUACUAGAGGUGCAGGGUGGUUGUUCGGAUCAUAGGUUACUAAGGAAUAUAAUUAUUUAAAUGGAAUAAAUUUAAUUGCAAGAGCGCAUUAAUUAGUUGACGCUGGUUAUUAGUUUUGGUUUCCUGAUAAAAAUCUAGUUACCGUUUGGAGUGCACCUAAUUAUUGUUAUAGAUGUGGAAAUUUAGCCGCUAUUCUUAAAUUAAAUGAAGAUUUGGAAUAAAAGUUCGAAACUUUUGAAGCAGUAACAGAUGCUUCGAAGCAGAUUAAUCCAAAAAGUUUAUUACCAUAUUUUUUGUGA